Linum tenue is the source of this 624-nucleotide messenger RNA. The record is from the annotation of a GenBank genome assembly. Lineage: Eukaryota; Viridiplantae; Streptophyta; Magnoliopsida; Malpighiales; Linaceae.
GCCGGCAGCGUCAACCCCGACUACUUCGACUUCCACCGCUACACCACCCUCGACCUCGACCCUUACGUAGACGGCCUCCUCAACAUCCUCAACGCCCACCGCGUCGAACGCUGCGCCUACGUCGGCCACUCCGUCUCCACCAUGAUCGGCCUCCUCGCCUCCAUCCGCCGCCCCGAGCUCUUCUCCAAGCUCAUCCUCAUCGGCGCCUCCCCCAGGUUUCUGAACGACAAGGACUACCACGGGGGCUACAAACAGAGCGAGAUCGAGGAGGUUUUCACGGCGAUGGAGGCGAAUUACGAGGCAUGGGUGCAGGGAUUCGCGUCGCUGGCGGUGGGGGCGGACGUGCCGGCGGCGGUGAGGGAGUUCACCAGGACGAUGUUCAACAUGAGGCCGGACAUCAGGCUGUUCGUGUCGAGACAAGUGGAGGCGAGGAGGCCGAUCAUGGCGGUCGACGCGGUGGGCGUCGAGGAUGUUGAGGAGGUCGUCGACGUAAGGGUCGAGGGUGGUGUAGCGGUGGAAGUCGAAGUAGUCGGGGUUGACGCUGCCGGCGCAGACGAGGUCGUAGAGGAUGACGGUGGUCACUCUCAGUCAACCCUCAAAUUUAUUUUAUUUAUUAUUUUUUAA